Molecule: messenger RNA, 10412 nt
Organism: Tigriopus californicus
Lineage: Eukaryota; Metazoa; Arthropoda; Copepoda; Harpacticoida; Harpacticidae
Gene: Vps13
Product: intermembrane lipid transfer protein Vps13-like
Exons: 1
Coding region: 126-10157 (3343 amino acids)
Biological process (GO): protein retention in Golgi apparatus; protein targeting to vacuole
Cellular component (GO): extrinsic component of membrane
Source: RefSeq, a predicted model, not a curated record
GAGUAACCGAACACAAAAGAAGGAAGAAAUAUUAUCCUAACUGUAUAUGAGAGCAUUUAGCUCUCGGAGAAGACGUUUCCUCAUUACAUUACUGACCUGAGUGUACGUAGUUAUAGUUGGUCAAGAUGGUGUCAAGAGUCUUAGAGGGCGUCCUGAAGAGCUAUCUCGGACAAUAUUUGGAGCUCUCGGAUAGUAGUGUGUCCAUGGGAUCUGAGAUCCGCUUGAACAAUGUUAAGUUGAAGGAAUCGGCUCUCUCCGACCUUGGUCUGCCAGUGAAAUGUGUCCAUGGAAAAGUGAGCAAAUUGGUCAUCAAGAUCCCUUGGUUUCAUUUGUUUUCCGACAAGACUGUGAUCGAGGUCGAAGGCUUGCAUUUACUAGUGGUCCCCAGUACGUCAGUCAAAUAUGACGAAGAGAAAGAGCGAAGACUUCAGAACGAGGCGAAGCAAAAGCGCCUCCAACGGACAGAAGAGGCCAAACGGUUGGAGCAAGAUGCCAGUGAGUUGAAAGACAAGAAAGCUGGAGAUGGCUCUGAUGAUACAUUCGUGGAGCGAUUAGUGGCCAACAUCAUCAAGAACCUUGAAGUCAGCAUCAAGAAGGUUCAUAUCCGGUAUGAAGAUAAGCAAAUGAGCACGGGCCGAUAUCCCUUUGCGGCUGGUGUCACUUUGGAACAUGUUCAAAUGACCACGACUAAAGAUGAUAGCAAGGAACAGAAAGACAAGAUCAAGUUGAAAGUGUUUGAGAAAUUUGUGGUCUUGGAUAGUUUCUCCGUUUACUGGAAGCCCAAAGCCAGUAUGUACUCGGAAGAAAACAGUUCGAAAGAAGAUGUGAUUGAUGUGAUGUUCAACACAAAUAUAGGCACCCGAGAAAACCCCAUUAAGCGAUUGAAAUAUCUGCUCGGACCAAUUACCUCAGACGCUUCUCUGACUUGGUGUCCUGAUCCCACUUUGUACCAAUAUAAGAUUCCAGAAAUUGAUCUGUCGAUUCAGAUGAAGGAAUUGUGCUUGUCCUUAACCAAGUAUCAAUAUCAAGACUUUAUGAUGCUUCUCCAAUCAUUCGAGUUCAUGAAUAGAGCUUCCAAAUUCAGAAAGUAUAAGGCCAGGCAUGAUUUGGAGAACUUGCCCAACUAUCACAAGCGGUUCAAGGAUCUGUGGAAAUUCGCCUUCGACUGUGUCUACGAAGAAGAAGUCAUGCGAGCAAUCAACAACUGGUCAUGGGAUCACAUGAAGAAGCACAUAAAUCGGUGCAAAGACUAUCGUGAACUUUACAAACGCAAGAUCAUGGCCGGGACCAAGGUUCCUCAAGACCUUUCGUCUGAUCUAAAAAAGUAUGAAGAUGUUCUGGAUGAGGUCAACAUUCGGAUCCAAAGGCAACUGGCCGAGCGCGAAGUUGAAAAGUCCGCCAAAGAGAAAAUUGCUGCAGCAGCUGCCAACGCCGGUACCGGAUUUUGGGGCUGGUUUGGAGGUGGAGGGGCUAAGAAGUCGGAUCAGAACUCGGAUUUGGAGUCCAACGUUAAAAAACUCGAGGAAGCCAUGACAUCCGAAGAGAAAGAAAAGCUGUAUGAGAUCAUCGAUUACCAAGAGAAUGCUCAUCAUGGGAUAUUUCCCAAAAGCUUUGUGGCAAGGAAGCUUGGGUUUCAUUUGGAUUGUCUUCUCAUCACUAUCCGAGAUGAUGAUCUGAACGAUGCAGAGAUCAUUCGUCUCAAUCUGAGCGAUGUGUCCAGCCACGUGUCCCAAAGACCCUCCGCUGACUACGUGGAGUUAGCCAUGACCAUGCGAACUUUGACAGUGGUGGGAUACGAACCCAAGAAAGAAAGACAAGAAGAUAGACCCUGCUUGGUCUCUACCCGCCCAGGUUCAAAAGAUGGAAAUUUGGUCAAUUUUAGUUUUGAAAAUAAUCCACCUGAGCAGCCCGAUGGAAAUCUGGAUGAGGAUCAAGGAAGUGUUUAUGACCAGCGACUCAAUUUCUACUCGAGUCCUCUGGAAAUUGUCUACCACGCCACAACCAUCAAUCGAUUGAUGAAGAUCUUCCGAACUCCAGACGAUCUGAAUUUGGCGUCCCUUCAACACUCCGCUAUUUCAAAGCUAAAUGAGUACAAACAAUCCACUACUCUUGGAUUGCAGUAUGUCAUUGAAAACCACAACCUGGUGGAUGUCAAGAUUGAACUCAUGUCUUCCUACAUUAUUUUACCUCAUGAGGGGAAGAUGACGAGUUCGUGCGCUUGCGCCAUUGCCAACUUAGGAAGUAUUAAGAUUCGCAGCCAGCCAAUCUCAACGGAAACUCGGGACUUGAAAGAUAUGUCCCUUACUGACCUCACCGAGACUUUCAAGAAGUCCUUGCGUGAUCAAGCCUAUGACAAGUUUAUUGUGACUCUGGAAGAUAUGCAAGUGAUUGUGGCCCUUCCCCAUGAAGAGUGGCGAGCUCACGUGGAUCGAGAGAGCUCUCCCUUGUUCCUCCUGAAGCCCACUUCUCUUGAGGUCGUCUUCCAAUAUUGCCUCAUCAAGAAAGAUCCUGAAAUGCCACUGACUAAGAUCAAGGGUAGCCUAAAGGAGAUCUCCAUAAACAUCAGUGACUACCGUCUCAUCAAAAUGGCACAGAUCUUGGACUCACUGGUGGAUUGUUUUUCUGAAGACAAUGAUCCUAGUCUGCAUCGAACCGAAUCCGAGGGGUCCAUGGCAUCAGCCUACAGCUCUUUGGCCAACACAGGGUCUUUGGUGGAACAAGCUCAAUUCGUGAGCACGGCCGUUACAGAUAUUGUCCCGGCUAAGCGAAAUGACGAAAUUGACACCGAUAGCAUCGGCACUUUAAGCCAUGUGACGAAAAUGGUAUUAGACUUCACUAUCAACAAAGUGAAUCUUAGCCUUACUCAGAUGAGUCCAUCCUCCAACACCGAUCAAGAGCUCUUCCACUUCACUAUCCACAAAAUGGCUAUCCAUGCCAAAGUGAGGAUGUUCGACAUCACAGGCGAAUUCAGGAUAAGUGAUGUCAAUUGUGAGCAUCUUCUUCUGAAGACCCCGACGGGUAAGCCGGUGCACAUCCUAAGCACGCACAAGAAAGGCAAAAAUGAAGCCAAACUACUUACACUGAGGUACACGGACGUGAACAAAAAAUCCCCCGAGUUUCAAACGAUUCAUCAGAACGUGUUGAAAACCUUGGAAGUGGAAUUGAGCCAAGUGGACAUCAAUCUGCACCAAGACGCCAUCCUUGAUAUCAUUGGGAAAGUGGACAAGUUUGUGAAAGAACUUUCCACCAAAGCGAAGAAUUUAAUGGCUGCUCCAGCAAAUGAGGCCUCCCAUGAGAUUGAUCCCGAUGAUCAAACUCCUGAAGUUGAAGAGCAAUUUGAAGAUGCCAGGUCUCCAAAACCUGGCGAGGAUGUUCCUGAUGCUGAAGGGGCUUUAAAGCGCCAAAAUGCCCGCAAAUCUCAUGCCCAAGGGACCAAACGGCAAACAUCGGGUGGGUUGACGAAAUGGGCAUUCAAGACCAAGAAGAGAGCUAACAGUAUUGAACAUCAGACCAUUGAUGUCAAGGUCAAGGCUUCGUUGGAGGGAGUUUCUUUCGAUUUCAUGACCAACAAGGUCUACUUUGCUUCCAUGAGAGUCGAGGACUUGAACGUGUCGUACAUGCAGACCUUUGAUCAAAAGGUCAUCACCGCCAAACUGGUCAACUUCGAGGUCAUGGACGCAUGCAACUUGGGGAGCGAUAGGUCCAAAACCAUUUAUGAAAAGAUCGCCGAGAACUUGGAUGACAAGGUUUUUGAUGCAUCGGUGACUAUCUACGAGGUUUCUCCAGAAGCCAAAGCCAACAACCCCGAUGUGAUUGACGUCUUGGUAGAAGCCCAAAUGGGCAGAGUGAAAGUGGUCUUCCUGAUGAAGUUCAUCACCGAUUUCCUCACCUUCAUCGAACCCUUCUCUGGAGCUCGAGAGGCUGUCGCUGAAAAGGCCACCAUGGCGUUUGACAACGCCACGAAAUCCAUGAUUGAUGCAUAUGCCAAUGCCACUCGCGCCCAGUUGAACAUCAUGAUGGAUGCUCCGUUGAUAAUUAUCCCGGUCCACUCAACCAGUCGAACCACAUUCAUCGCGGAUCUUGGCAAGCUGAAGCUCUCCAACAAGUUCUGUUUGAGUGACAGUCGCGUCUUUGAUCAAAUGCACUUUGACUUGAAAGAUCUCAAGCUCCUCCGGGGAAGAAUUGCUGAAGACAUUCGGAGCAAUGACAUUGAAAGUGAUUGCCUCAUCAUCCGACCUAUCACAUUUGAAUUGGAUUUGGUCCGAAAUAUGAAUGGUUCCAAGGAUGAAAACGACCCUGCUGAAAUCUCUGUCAGGGGAACAUUAAAGAGGAUCUGGGCUGAAAUGAGCAAAGGAGACUAUGAUGUUCUCAUGGGCAUCCUAUUGAACAACUUCUCGCAAAAAGGCGAAUUUGAACAAGUGGAAUCGUCUCCCGUGCCUACGAACAACAAGAAUAAAAUGAAGCUGAAUUUAAAGAAAAAACACGGCAGUCGAACCAGCCUUCAAUCCCAAAGAAGUUCUCAAUCCAUGAGUGCGGUUCUUCAAGACCCCGAGAGGCAUCCCAAGGCCAAGGUGGUAGUUUUCGAGUUUGAUUUUGAAGGCUUCCAAGCGGAUAUAUUUGCCGGCGACACUACUCUUGAUGGCUUGAAUCAAGAACGAGACUCGCAUUUUGCUUUAGCUCGUCUCAAAGUUGAACUGAUUCGCACGAAAGGCUGUCUAUUGGUGGAUGGAUCAAUUUCCGCUUUAGCUUUUCUUGAAAACUGUGUCCUGGAGGAUAGCCGCUUCUACGAGGCUGAGGCAGAUUCCAAUAGGAUUGUGCGGCUGAUGGAGGCCAAGCAAAAGUCUUCGGAUGGCACCUCAAAAUCCAUUCGCAUGGUCGAUGUUAAUUAUGAUCGCGAUGACAAAGGCAACCAAAUAUUGAAUGCCCACGUGCAGAGCUUUGUUCUGGUGGGAUCUGUGGCUUAUUUGUUGGAAAUUGCCCAGUUCUUUGUUCCAGAUCAAACCCUCAACUAUGAGUGGUCUCGACCUGAUCUUCAAGUUCAAGCUGAACAAGUGAAUGAUCAAAAUAUAUCCGUGUGUGUGAAGGUUGAUGAGCCGGACAUCUUCUUGGUGGAAAACAUCAAAGACAUUAACACUGAUGCCCUAAUGUUGAACACCGAGCUGCAAUUCAAGUUCUGGUCCACCUCUGACUCCAUGUCUAUGAUGGCCGCACUCUCGAAUAUCCGUUGUCACACUUGCCGUUUCAAUCCUGAUCUGCGCGAAGAGACAAUGGCUCAAAUCCUCAAACCGUGCACGCUCUCGUUCACCAUCAGCAAGAAUGAAGGUCACGGAAUGCGAGUCAAUGUCAAUAUGUCAGAUUUGUGUCUGAAUGUGUCUCCAUACAGCAUCAUCAUCAUCCAGAAUAGUGUGCAAGCCUUCAUCGAUUCCAUGGGUCAAAAGGAGCGAAUGGAAAAGAAAGAUGUCGCCAAGACUGAGGACUUGACCGAAUUGUGGCGAACCAAACCGUUUGAACAUGAGAAUUUUUGGUUUUUGAAGCCUGAUCAAGCUCAAGACGCCUUGGAGUUGUCAUCAUCCAUUAGUUCUGGACAAGGUGUUUUCCUAGACGAACAAGCUAUCUUGAAUAUUAACAAUCUAGUCAUCAAAGUGGAGUCUGGAGCUGGAAACAACACUAUUCCACUUGUUCUCCUAGAGAGCAGUUUCAAUUGUGACAUCAAGAAUUGGAGCAGUUCGAAGAUGAGUGCCACAGGCACUUUGAAUCUUGAGGUGGCUUACUACAACGCCAAACUGGCCUUGUGGGAACCCGUGAUCGAGCCAGUCUGUCAGAUCAAACCGGAUGGCUCGACCUUAAAACGCCGCUGGGACUUGAAUUUGAGCCUUCAGAGUAACUCGUCGAGUGACUUUGGAUCGAUUGUGGCCUCACCCAGUUUUGAUCAGGUCGAUGGGUUUGUUUGCCCUGAAAACCUGCCUCCCCUCAUGGUCAUUGGGCUGGAGUCCAAGGAUAUUCUCGAAGUCACUCUUACAAAGUCCUUUAUGGGAGUCUUAACCACCCUGGUCCAAUCUUUUGCCGACGUCACCGAGUCCAAGAAGAAGGAACUACCUCAAGCUCCUUUCAUCGUUCAAAAUCGCACGGGAAAGAAACUAACAUUAGUUCUGAGUAGCACUCACUUUAGAUACUUUGUGGCCAAUGAACGACCUGGCGAAACGAAAACCAAGGAAUUAGAGCACGGCCAAGAUGUCAAUCUUAUCAUGUCGAAAAACCGAUCACAGAGUGUCACUCAAUAUGUGAGCCCCCUGCAAGAGCAAAACGAAAAUGCUGAGGCCAUGUUGAAGAUCAAAAUUGAGGGUGAAAAAGAUCCCUUCGACCUGCCAGUCAGCAAGGCGGACUCUCGUUUUUUUCCGUUUCCAUUUCGAGGUGAUGAGAUGGGUGACCACCAUGGGUUAGUUUCCGACAUCAAGGUGGAGAAUGGAUGCAAGUACAUCACCAUUCGAUCUGUUAUUCAAAUCAAGAACCACUUUGACAUGCCAGUCAAUGUGUUGAAGUAUGACGGACAUUCCAAGUAUAUUAAACUAGCUCAGCUCCAACCUGACGAAAACUUUGAUGUUCCACUUCAACACGUGUAUUCCGAUCCUUACGAGUAUUCGUUCCAAAUUGCCGGUGACUUUUACUUGGGACCCGAAUCCUUCAAAUGGAGAGAACUCGUCGGCAAAGAUGGAAGCCACUCGCAAAUGAUCGAAUGCAGAAGCAAAGAAGGGGACCAAACCAUCUUCUUGAAUGUGGAAGGCUCUAAAGAGCCAAUCUUUUACGAACGAACUGGCAACUUGGCCAGUAUGAACUACGUCCUGGACAUUCGCCCGAUCUUGGUCUUCAAGAACUGCUUGCCCGUUACGCUCCAUUACGGAUUUGAUGAAUUCAAGGAAAACAUGAAGUAUAUUGAACCAGGCCAAAGUGGCCAUAUGCAAGGGGUCAAACUUGGAGUCUCGAAGAUCCACCUGAAAAUUUUUGAAUUCCGAAAUGCGGAUUGGGAAUGCACUCAAACCAUUGACGAAAGAAUGCCAGAGUUGAGUUUGUGGAGAUUUCAUCUUAUGAACUCAACCGAAAAUUCAAGUGCCAAGUUCGACUUGGGCAUCAACUCCAUGAUCAGUAGCGGAACGCAAGUGAUCUCGAUUUAUGCUCCAUUCUGGAUGAUUAACAAAACCGGCAAGUCCCUUACCUACCGGGGCCAAGACCCUCAGAACGUGAUCUAUCAUCCCCUGGAAUUGGAGGGCGUACCCAUGAUGUUCUCCUACACGGCCAAAAGUUUCUUAGGCAAGCGAAAAGCCUCUAUCCGGAUUGAGGAGAGCCAAUGGUCGGAUCCUUUCACUUUAGACACCAUCGAGGAUGCGGGGAAAAUAACUUGCAAGAAACCCGAGGCGCGCAAUGAUGUGUCCAAAGCAGGUUACAGUGUGGGGGUCAAUAUCGCCAUGAGCAAGUCCAGUUUGACCAAGAUCAUUACCAUCACUCCAUACUACAUGAUCAUCAACACCGCCGAGUUUCCCAUCUCUGUGAAGGAAUUGGAGGGCGAAUCCUGGCUUGAGGUUCCACCGGGCGAGUGUGUGCCAUUUUGGCCGAUGUAUGGCGCUGGAAACGUCAUCAUCCGAGUCAGUGACCACCCCGAAGGCACUCCCAGCUUUCCCAUGACCAGUGCUCAUUCCACGCUCUUGAUGAUUGCCAACAAGUUUGGAGCUCUCCAUGCAGAUGUACGAACUUCGAACUCGGAGACACUCCUCACGGUGAGUGCUUACACCAAGGGCCUAGCACCGGUCCUGCUCAUCAACAACACGACCAAUUACAUGAUGAAGUUCUGGGAAAAGGAUGUCAACAAAGAUGAAGGAACAGAGUUCCUACCGCCAAUGGAACAGCGCUUAUUCACUUGGUUGAAUCCUGCCGGACCAAGAACCUUGAUCUGGGCUAUUGAUGGAUUCAAGGACGAAUAUGUGGAUAAGUUGGUCAGUGACGACCAAGGUGUGAUUGAGAUUGAUGGGCAGAAGGAACAAUAUGUGGGAUGGGUCUCAUUUUUAAAUGGAAUGCAACGAGUGCUCUUAUUUGAUCAGGAUCCCAAUUUGUGCUUCCGUUUGGCUCGAAUGUCCGGAGAAAAUGAACGGAUAGACCAAGAGAUCGUUCUCUCGAUCUCCGGAAUUGGCAUCUCUAUUGUGAACAACAACCCAGCCUUAAGCUAUGAACUCAUCUAUUCGAGCAUCACGUCAUCCGAUGUUGUUUGGGAGGUGAAGAGAAAUGGGAAAACUCGGUUCAAGCCACUCACUCGGGUCCAAUGUGAUGCAAUUGAGAGUGACUUCCAAUUGUAUUUGAGAGAACUGUCCGUGAACAAACGCUCCUCCGUUGAGAGGAUCGUCAAGGUCGAUGGCAGGGAUGAUAUACUGGUCAAUUACGAGGAAUCUCGGAUCACCAAACCUUUUGAGGGACGACUAGCACGUCAAUUCCAAAAGGGUCUUUGGGUCCAAUUGAGAACCUCUUCACACCAGCGUCAGAUUCACGCCAAAAUCAAUCGAGUGCAAAUCGACAACCAGGUUAAGGAAUCCCUGUUUCCAGUGAUCCUGGCUCCGGUACCUCCCCCCAAGAGUGUGGUGGCCGACAGUAUUCCGAAGCCAUUCAUCGAGAUGUCAGUGCUUCAGUACUUCUCACCGGAGCACACCAACUUGACUCAGUACAAGUACGUUCACGCCCUUGUCCAAGAGCUUCACAUCAAGGUCGACCAAGGCCUGGUGAAUGCCCUGAUUGACUUGUUGGAGGAGGAAGAGAUUCUGGACGAGGAUAUUCACGAGUUCCUCAAAGAAGAUCUGGAGCUAGCCACCAAGCCGUUGAAAGAUAUUGCCAAACUUCAAGUCACUGUUGGUCUCAAGGACUUUUAUGAUUAUCUCCAUUUGUCGCCCUUGAAAGUACAUGUGAGCUUCUCCCUAACAUCUUAUGAAGCUAAGAACAAAAGAGCCGAAUCCAGGCGAUCCAACUUUUUUGGACUGUUUCUGCAGAGUCUGGGUGUCACCAUCACUGAUACCGACGACAUUGUGUUCAAGUUGGCUUACUUUGAACGAAAGCAUCAUUUCUACUCGCAAGAAGAUCUCAUGUACGAGAUGAUUCGACAUUAUACCAGCCAGGCCAUCAAGCAAGCCUAUGUUAUCAUCUUUGGGUUGGAUGUGAUUGGAAAUCCCUUUGGUUUGGUAGUAGGUGUGAGCCGAAGUGUGGAGGAUCUCUUCUAUGAACCGUUCCAAGGGGCCGUUGAAGGACCAAGCGAAUUCGCUGAAGGUCUAGUCAUUGGUGUGAGAAGUGUCUUCUCCGGUGUGAUUGGCGGAGCGGCAGGCACCUUUUCAAGAAUCACGGGAGCGUUCGGAAAGGGCCUGGCAUCCCUCACUUUCGACGACAAAUUCCAACAGAAGCGCCGGGAGGCUAUCAAGAAACGCGGCAAACAAACAGUGGGCGAAAGCCUGGCCCGCGGCGGGAAAGGCCUUGUCAUGGGCUUCUUUGACGGAGUCACGGGUGUAGCCACCAAGCCCAUUGAGGGUGCGCGCGAUGAGGGAUUUGGUGGCUUCUUCAAAGGAAUGGGCAAGGGGGUCGUGGGCUUAGUGACCCGCCCGACUGGGGGCAUGAUUGAUUUCGCAUCGGGCACUUUUGAUUCGCUGAAGCGAUGCACGGAUGUGGGUGACGAACUCUCAAGGGUCCGACCGGCUCGUUUCAUUCAAUUGGAUGGAGUGGUGAGGAACUACAAUCUGAAGGAAGCCACGGGCAACAAGAUAUUGAUGGAAUUGGACAAAGGACGUUAUGCGGCCUCAGACCAUUACAUUGCACACGAGGAGAUUGUCUCUCGAACGCCCACCGCCUUCUUGGUGACCACCAACCGGGUUUUAUAUGUUUAUUACAACCAAAUGAUGGGUCAUUGGGUGACGGAGUGGUUCUUUGACCUCAAUACCAUUGAUGGACCUCCGCCCAUGGAGGAAGAGAGCGGUCAUUGGUGCCUUGUCAUCAAACCUAAGAAUGAAGAGCGCAAAAAGUUCUUGGGCGGUCUAUUUGGUGGAGACAGGUCGGGGAAAAAGGUUUUCUUGAGCACUCGCGAAACAGUGAAAAAUAUGGCUCGAACUAUUGAGGCCCUCCGGCGAGGUCAGAACUAAGCUUGAUGAACAAGCAGGUGAUGGAUGGGCUUUGAUUCACGGACUUAAGAACUAUUUUUAUUGUUAUCUUUACUCGGUUCAUUCUCCCCGCUUAAGAGUUAUAAUGUGCUUCAUCUAAAUUGAGGAUCUUAAUCGUGUGAUGUUUUAAAAUUAUGUGUGUUGUUAUAAAAUUAAAGAUUCAGUCUUUCCAAGACAAUUGCGCUGCUUUUCAAUAUUGGCCUGUUGAUUUUAUUUUUCAUUUCAUUCAAUUCCAGA